CAUCUAGGUAUCCUUAUUUAAUAUUUGAUGAACAACAAGGAUAAAGGAUACAUACAGCUGAGUUUCUGAACUCAGCCUCUAUACUACACUAGAUCUUCAUGUCACGUUAUUGUCAUAUUAUGCAGUUGAGUUACACGUGGAUGAUAUCAGAUGUGAUAAUAUCAUAAUAUAAGAUUAUGAUAUAUUUGUUCAUAAUUAUAUGAAAAUCCAAAUUUACUCUUCGUGAGAGAAUAAUAUAUCACAGUGUAGAUAUGUCGGGAAAAAUACGAAAAGAAAAAAAGGAGCUUAUGAAGGCGAAGAAAAUUCUGCAUCCAAAUAGUCGAAAAGUAAAUGCGAUCGUUAAACGGACUCAUAAAGCUAUAAGUCGGCAAAAAUCUAAAUGGUCAAGUAUGAUAAAACAACAAUUAAUAGGAGAAAAGUUGAUGUGGCUUAAACAAAAUAUGUGUCCAGAUUUAUGUCCAUAUAUGGAAACUGACAUAGUAAAACUACUUGUAAAAUAUAUUGGAAGAAAUGACGAGGAAUUGGAGCAAAUUGAAAUAAAACAUUCUAUAGGAAAAAGAGGUAGACAGCAUGCCAAUAGGCAAGAUAUAAUAUUGAUGAGCAAAAAGGAAGAGCAGACACAAUUGGAUACCUGUGGAAUUGGUAAUAUUUAUUAUUGUUAUUAGUUCCCAUACAUACAUAUACAUAUCUUUCCUGU
Molecule: messenger RNA, 697 nt
Organism: Pogonomyrmex barbatus (red harvester ant)
Lineage: Eukaryota; Metazoa; Arthropoda; Insecta; Hymenoptera; Formicidae
Product: translation machinery-associated protein 16
Cellular component (GO): nucleus
Source: RefSeq, a predicted model, not a curated record